This is a messenger RNA of Physcomitrium patens, 1158 nucleotides long. Its product is annotated as putative ubiquitin-conjugating enzyme E2 16. The record is from RefSeq and is a predicted model, not a curated record. NCBI's taxonomy places the organism in Eukaryota, Viridiplantae, Streptophyta, Bryopsida, Funariales, Funariaceae.
UUUCCCCCUUCCCCAUGCGACCCCUCCUCCCCUUCGCCCCUGUGGCCUUGUACCGCCUCUUCCUCCCUCCCUCCCUCCCUCGUCCGCUCUUCCUCUCUCUCUCUCCCACUUCCUUCUCCUUCUCUUCGCCCUUCCCCUCAAGAUUUUGCGUUUUCCGCGUCGGUGCCAUUUUGGUUGUGAUCGUGGGAUCAUCAUCUUCUCCUUACGCUCCGUUCCCCAGACACCAAUCAAGGUUUCCCAAUCGCCUCGAAUCAUCAGCCCUCUCGUUGCCAUCGCUGUGGGAGGAGUUAACCAUCAUGAGCUCAUCCGGAUACGGCCAAAAGGAGAAGGUCCUCAGUCGGAUUGCUGCAAAUCGGUUGCAGAAAGAGCUGACCGAGUGGCAAGUGAAUGCCCCGUGUGGAUUCAAGCAUAAAGUCACCGACAAUCUGCAAAGAUGGGUAAUCGAGGUGCAGGGAGCUGCUGAUACAUUAUACGAGGGAGAAACGUUUCAAUUGCAAGUUGAUUUCCCAGAACAUUAUCCGAUGGAAGCACCCCAGGUCAUAUUCAUGCACGUGCCUCCUUUGCACCCGCACAUCUACAGCAAUGGCCAUAUAUGUCUUGAUAUUCUUUAUGACUCUUGGUCACCAGCAAUGACCGUGAGUUCUAUCUGCAUCAGCAUCCUGUCCAUGUUGUCUAGUUCAACUGUGAAGGCCAGACCACCUGAUGACGAUCGUUAUGUGAGGAAAUGCCGAAAUGGCAGAUCUCCCAAGGAAACACGGUGGUGGUUUCAUGACGAUAAAGUAUGAGUUACCAGAUGACGUCCCAAUCUUAUUCAGAGGGAUGCAUAUUGAGAUGCAAUACAACAACGAAUUGCUAGUAGGCAUGAACUGUAUUAUUACAACGUAGUUGUAUCCUUUGUAUUUCUGUUGUUUGUCACUUUUAUUGGUAAGCAAGAUACAUACGUUGCAUUCCAACAAGUAUAGUUAGAAGCCAAUGCGUAGCAUAUUUUUUUUUCUUGGUAGCUAGGUUUAUUUUUUGUAACUUUUCUUCUCUAUUUUCCUUGCUCUAAAUUGUUGGGGGUCUGUUUGAUGCUAAUUUGAAUGUCUACUACUUGGCUUUCCAAUGCUUAUCAUUAUGACGUCACGAUUGUCAUAAUCAUAACCGAAGCCAAAAAGCUCA